Molecule: messenger RNA, 963 nt
Organism: Neohortaea acidophila
Lineage: Eukaryota; Fungi; Ascomycota; Dothideomycetes; Mycosphaerellales; Teratosphaeriaceae
Exons: 1
Coding region: 1-963 (320 amino acids)
Cellular component (GO): TRAPPIII protein complex
Source: RefSeq, a predicted model, not a curated record
AUGGCCCAUCAUCGCGCCACGUCAAGCAUCUCCGGCGCAGGGGCUCAUGCGGUGAGUCUAAAGGUGCUCCGCCUUUCUCGCCCUCAACUCGCCAUUCAGACUCCUCUCCCGCGCACGCACUUCGGCCACGAGCUCGACAUCCCCGCGGUUGCUUCGCUCGCACACCCAUCCAGCGGCGUGGACUCGGACUUCCCCCUCACUCCGCUACUCACUUUGCCGGCGGCAUUCGGCGCGGCCUAUGUGGGUCAGACAUUCACAUGCACGCUGUGCGCGAACAAUGAGCUCCGAGAUGGCGACAACAGGAGUGUGAGCGGGGUGAGGAUUGCUGCGGAACUGCAACGGCCCAACAGUGCGGCUCCGUUGGCUCUGCAGCUGGAGAGCGCAGGCGAGGAUGAUGGGGCGGUGGAUGUGACACCGGGCGGCACACUGCAGAAGACGCUACAGCAUGAGCUGAAAGAGGAGGGGCAGCACGUGUUGGCGGUCAGCGUCACGUAUACGGAGACGCUGCACGGCGAAGGCGGGGGAGAUAUUGGGGGAAGGGCGCGGACGUUCCGCAAGCUCUAUCAAUUCGUGGCACAGCCAUUGCUCACGGUGCGGAGUAAAGUGACGGAGCGCAAGAGGAGCGGGGGCAAGGGGGAAAGACAAUGGGUGUUGGAAGCGCAGCUGGAGAAUGUUGGGGAUGCAUCGGUGGUGCUGGAGAAGGUGGGUUUGCAAGAGCGAGCGUGUAUUGGGAGUCGGAGGAUGAAUGGCGAGGGAAGAGUGGUGCUCAAGGCGCAGGAUAUCGAGCAAGUCAUGUUUCUCCUCAGCGAGAAGGGGGAGCACAUGGAGGAGCAGAAGGAGGCGGAGGAGGCAGAAGCAGCGGGGCCAGGCCGUGUUUCUUUGGCACAGAUCCAUGUCGAGUGGAGGUCGGCGAUGGGCGAGCGUGGCGUGACGACGGGCUGGCUGACAAGCAGAGCGCGAUGA